AUGAAGAUCGCUUCUCCUCUGAUUCUGCUCCAACUAGCAAUUGAGGGAGCGUUCACACCGACAACCAUUGAUAACAACAGACUCGCUGUCCUCGCCCUGCGGGGAGGCGGCGAUGUAUCAGGCCGGCCGAUGCUGCAAUCGAAAAACCAAGUUUGUGAUCUGUGUACCUUUGAGGAACUCAAGAAGCCAGUGAAGAGAGGCAAGGAGAAGAGCAAGUAUUCAUCGGACAUGUUGCAGAGGAGGAUUUUGGACGACUUUUACCUCAUGGAUUUCGUCAGAUUUCAGGACCCUGAAAGUCCGCUCGACAGGAUUUCUUCGGAUAGGAAUGGAAAGAAAGGUUGCCAGACAUUCUCCAACUUGGCGGAUGCAACAAAGUUCUUAUCACAGAGAGAUGACCCGAAGAACAUGAUGUUUGCGAGGGAGGUUAACGUAAAUGGAGCCAGAGUCUUUAUGGUUGGGAGUUUCGAUGAGUUCUGGGAACUUUAUCUGAAUUAUCCUCACACAAGGCACUUUUACGAGGUUAUCUUGGAAAACAGUCCAUGCAAGCUGUACAUGGAUCUUGAGUUCAAGAUGAGCGGGAACGAAUCUUUUGAAGAGAGCUGUAGUCGAGGGAAUCAACUGGUCGAAGAGAUCAAGUCGAACAUUGUGGAAGUCGGCAGGAAGUUGUACAACAGAGAGAUAUGUGAGAAGAGAGAUUUUCUAGAGCUCGACUCAACAACAAGAGAAAAGUUCUCGAGACAUCUGAUCUCCGGGAAUCUCUGCUUUCAAAACAACAUCCAACUUGGGUCUUUCAUACAAAUCCUCUCGAAGCAGUUGCAAGACGACGCAAAAAAUCUCAUCGACAUGGGGGUUUACUCGCGAAAUCGUUGCUUCCGUUUAUUGUACAGUACCAAGUUUGGAAGGAACAACUCGUUUGGUUUUUCUGAUCGCUGUCUAGAAGACGUCUUCAACAAUCAGACGAGAUUGAACGAUUUCGAUUGGAUGUCAAGGAGCAACAACCCGGACUGCAGGAAAGCUUUCUUGACGAGCAUGGCGAGCAUUGUGCCGGACAAUGAGGAAGUUUUGCACGUUGAUGAGAACAUGUUGAGGGAUCUCCUGAACAGCUCGAGCCUCGAAAGGAAGUUUCUUCACGACAAGGAUGAAGUCUGGAACUUCAAAGUCGGCGGAGGAGGACCAGGAGGAGGAAGGGGAGGGGGAGCAAACAGCCUUCCAACGAGUUUGAAGCCUCUGGGAAAGUUGGUUUGCGAGAAGAUCCGUCCAGGAGCUGUAAUCAAGUGGAGGAAUGAUGGUUAUGUGAUCUUCAGCCUUCAGGGAAACAGAUACUGUGAAAACAUCCAGCGGCAGCACAAGGCCAACGGCAUCGUCAUCGUUGUUCACCUCGAGAGCGGGACCUGGUGGCAGAAGUGCCAAGACCCGGAGUGCAGGUCGAUCAAUUUCAGAAGUCCCAAGUAUUCUAUCGAGCCUGCCGUGCUACAGGUUGUCUUGGCAGCUGAGAGGCGAUACGAUUAUUCCUCGUCCUCGCCUUCGGAGUAA
Molecule: messenger RNA, 1533 nt
Organism: Guillardia theta CCMP2712
Lineage: Eukaryota; Cryptophyceae; Pyrenomonadales; Geminigeraceae
Exons: 13
Coding region: 1-1533 (510 amino acids)
Biological process (GO): response to UV; mitochondrial DNA replication; translation
Cellular component (GO): mitochondrial matrix; nucleus; ribosome
Molecular function (GO): structural constituent of ribosome; chromatin binding; DNA-directed DNA polymerase activity
Source: RefSeq, a predicted model, not a curated record